GCGGAAAAACAACAAUGAUCGCUUGAUAUAGAGCACAAAGAAUAUCAACACCAGCACCUCAGCAGUUACCGACGCGUCGCAAAUGGAGCCUCGUCCCCCAAGAAAUGUAUCCGAACGACGUUCCCCAUCGAGACCUUCCUUUCAAGCGCCCACGAAGGCGAGUCUAGCGCGAUCGCAUCCCGAAAUUCUAGAACGCGCCUUGAGUAGAUCUCCAACGAGAAACCCCGCGCGUAAAGAUGACCAGCAAACGGCGGCUGAUAUGAGGGUUUUUGGGCUGCGGGACAGAAAAGCCCUCAGACCCUCAAUCACGUUGACACAAAGCCCGGCAGGGCCUUUCAACCACAGUCAACAAUCCCCUCUCGCGCUCCCCAAUCGGCGAUCCAGUGGACUGGCAGCGUUUGCUGCACCCCCGAGGCGCGUGUCAAAAAGAAUAAGUGCCUCGGAUUUAUUAUUUCAAUCUCCAACCGCAUCCCAAGAAACUAGGAUGCAGGCGAGCAUGGAAAAUACACCGGAAGAUCAGUUGGCGUCUGAGCUGGGCAGUGCAACAGGAGACUUCAGUGGAGAUAUAGAGGCCCCUUUGUUGCAUGACGGAUUCGAUGAACCUGAUCUACCCCCGACACCGACCCAAUUAGGCCUGGAGCCACCACCUGGGAGACCCAAAGGGUUAAUUAACAGCAGCCCCAGUAUACAACAUGAAAAAUGGGCGAAACGACGACCGGCGGGUGACCUGGAGAACAGUCCAUCCAAACUCAGGACUGUAGAUUAUGGUGCUGGGCUAGAAGACUUGACGGAACAUGUUGCGACUAUGAAUGAUUCUCUUUUCCCUGAAUCGGUUGUCAAAAAAAGGAAGGUGAGGAGAAAACUUUCGGCCGACCUCGAAUCUUUCAAGCAAGACAUCGUCAAACUAGAGGGGUUGUGCGAGAAACUUGAGCAACAAGGAGAAGAUAUUGGACCCUAUAUGAACGAUUUGAGUCCUCUUUUAAUAUUUUCGGGUCCGUCUCAUGCCAACUCGGCGAAUCUACGUCUCAAAGAUAAUCCAGUUUCAUCCCUUAUAUCGACAUUACUGCCGUUUGGCACGAUGCGUCCACCAAAGCCACGUCAUCCUCGCCUAGAACCGAAUCCGUUUGCUCUUGACCAUAACACGUAUACAGACUCAUACCUGUCUGGGCUCGCACCCCUGAAAAUAACAUCAACGUCGAACACCAUCUCUGCUUCAAAGUCGGGCUGUUUUAUAGAAAGGCAUCAGAUCGUACUAUCCGCACCACGCCCAUUUCCUCCCAAUAUCUACAAGAUAUCGGUUUCCUAUGAAACAAAUCUAGAUAUGCAGUCUCUAGUGUCCUUAUCGGCAGAGGUUGACGAAAGACCCCAGGACUAUCUCCAGCAAUGGGUGAACAAACGGCUGGAAAAUCGCCUUUUAAAACUGGAUGUCUCUGGACUUUGCUGGGGUAUUAAUCGCUACUGGGAGGCUCUAGUAUCGCGUGGCCGAAUCUGGGCUCAAAUAGAAGACCAACACUCCUACCUAAUUCCUAGUCGCAACAGAUCUACCCAUUUUGGAAAGUCCAAGAAGAGUGGUGACCUUCACUUGAGAAACCCAGGAAUUAUCACUACCUCAGAUAUGCGACGAAUACUCCCUCACCUCGAGCGCACGUCCAUGAUCUUUGGGUCAAAAGAGAAAUCUUUUGAAACUCUCCUUCUAUGCGAACUGACCAUUGACGAGUGGAGCGGUGAGCCAGAGCUAGUGCCCACCAUAUGCAUAUCAACUUCGGGAUUCGACAGUGGCUCAAGUGAGAAAGUAGAACGAGAAGCGAAGAAGCUCUUUGAGACGAUCUUGAGCGAAAACGCCGAGCGCCAGGCAGGACCCGCGGGCGGCUUUGAUGGGGAAGCUAUCGUAAAAGCUACAGCUUGUGUGCUGAAUGUCUUAUUUGGGAAGGGUGGUAGAAGACAGGAAUAUGCAUAG
Messenger RNA from Aspergillus versicolor CBS 583.65, 1957 nucleotides. RefSeq lists its product as uncharacterized. The coding region runs from base 83 to 1957 and encodes 624 amino acids. The transcript has 2 exons. Lineage: Eukaryota; Fungi; Ascomycota; Eurotiomycetes; Eurotiales; Aspergillaceae. The record is from RefSeq and is a predicted model, not a curated record.